Messenger RNA from Sclerotinia trifoliorum, 1069 nucleotides. NCBI's taxonomy places the organism in Eukaryota, Fungi, Ascomycota, Leotiomycetes, Helotiales, Sclerotiniaceae. The record is from the annotation of a GenBank genome assembly.
AAAGCGCCCAUUUUCCUCCCCAAACGAAAUGGUCACUUUCAUCAUUGGAAUAGGCGACAGUCAAGAAACCUUUCAGAUCCACAAACAAAUCGCAUGUCAACAUUCGGAAGUCUGGGACCGGGCUUUCAACAGCGCUUUCAUCGAGGGACAAAUGCAAACUUACAGCAUUCAAGGAUACGGAACCUGACGUUUUCAAGUUGUUGAUGCAGUGGGUUUACCAGGAAAAGUUUGACCAUGUUCACUCUGAAGGUUUCGAUCGCCAUGAAAGCAUUUAUGAAAUUCUUAAAUGUGAUUUUGAAUAUUAUACUCUGCCGCAGCUUUGGGUUUUGGCCGACAAAUUCCUCAUUCUUAGACUCCAGAAUUACACUAUGAACAUCAUGUGCAGAAAACAGACUGUCUGUAAAACAGACAUGUCUAUCAUGAAUUAUUCAUAUGUAUAUAAUAACACAGCUGAAGAUAGUGCCCUUCGUCGUUUUGUGGUUGCUCAGAGCUGUUGGGGCGAAGAUAAAUUUCAUUGGACCAGGGAUGCACUUGAUCUUGAGAAGAAGCGUUACCAGAAGCGUUACCCGAAGGAGAUGCUGAUGGAUAUGGUGACUGUCUUCAAAGCAUCAAUACCCGUGUAUAUUAGAGAGCAGAAACAAUCUAUGGAGGGAGUAUCAUUGGAGGAUUUCCUGGUUCCCGAGAAUCCUAGUACUGGUAGGUACUUUAUCUUUGCAAUAUUUGACAUGUUCGCUAAUGCUACUACAGCUUCUUGAUUAGAACUGGGCCCAGUAUCAGUACUUUGAGGAGCAAAGGCUAGCUUCACACGAUCUACUUGACUGCGGAACAAUAAGGGAGGCUUUGUGGUCGGGAUCUUGAUGUGCACACGAGAAUGUGGUAGUAGGGAUACAAGACUUACACUGCUUAUUCGUUGCAAUGGCAUGGAAUCUACUAGUUUGAAGGAGUAACCAUACAACAUGAAAAGAUGUUCUUCUGAGAAUGUUUCUGCUAUUAUUGUGUGACUUUGUUUGCUCAUCAAAGAUUUCAACAUGUGGGCAAAUAAUAGCCGUUCAAGAUAGUGAUGACAAUA